GCCCUAGGCGGCGCCCGGCGGCGGCAGCAGCACUGCCAUGUCGGGGUCGGGGCGGGCGGGGGAGGCGGAUCGGACGCUGUUCGUGGGGAACCUGGAGAGCCGCGUGCGGGAGGAGAUCCUCUACGAACUCUUCCUGCAGGCUGGACCGUUAACCAAAGUGACAAUUUGUAAAGACAAGGAAGGAAAACCUAAGUCUUUUGGAUUUGUCUGCUUUAAGCACAAAGAAUCAGUGCCUUAUGCAAUAGCUUUGCUGAAUGGAAUCCGUUUGUAUGGAAGACCAAUUAAAGUACGGUAUCGGUUUGGGAGUUCGCACUCUUCAGAACUAAACAGCCCAACACACGGUUUUGAGAACUAUGUUGACUUAUAUUCACCUUCAUAUAGGUAUCAGGAGCCUUGUGGAAAUGCUCCAUUUCCUGUUACUCCUUUUCCAAUGAACAAUUGUUUACCUCAGGAACACUUCAUUUUUCAGAAGAUGAUGAACCAUUUUUUAGAACAGCAAUUCACAGUUCACAGUCCAGUGGGUCAGCAGUUUCCUUACUACCAGAUGGCUCUGCCACUGCCUUCAAGCUUAUCCAUUCCUCCGUAUCAGAAUCAAGCUGCAAAUUUUAAGUCUGGGCAGAGUUCUUUUGAGUUGGCCGUGCCACAUUCAAGCGAUGGAAAAGUGUACCAAGUGGAUGAAAGCACCUCUAAAAGAAAGAGAGAACAGCAAAGUUGUGACAGCGACACUAGUACUGAAGAUGACAGAAUGAGACAAAGAGAUCAUGACCAAAAAUACAAUAAGUGCAAAGCCAAGAAAAAAAGGCAUUAAUACUGUAAAACUGGAUUAUUUUUAGUUACAUUUUCUAUUUUUAUUUGAGAGAAAUUCUCUUGUUGUUGCACUUUAUUACAAAAGGAAUGUACAAGACUCGUAUUAAUUUUGAAAUACAUUAUGCAUAAAGUAUACCAAUACUUUAUUUAACCUCAACCAAGUAAAAGAAGAAAGUAUUUUAAAAGGAAACAUUUAAAAAGGAAGGAGAAAAGUCUGUAAUUAUGCUUCUGUUUUCCAAGAAUUAUGAAAGUCUGUUAUUUUGCUAAUUUAGACACUUUGUGAAAAUGUAUACUUUGAACCACUCAUAAAGCAUAUGUAUCACUUCCAUGACUUGUGGAAUUUACCUUUGUGACUGCUUUAAGAAUUCUCUGGAGCUGCUGAAGAAGUGAGCGGCCUAGAAAUUCUAAGCGCUGUAUUAGAGAUCUGCUCGUCACUGAAGUAUCAGUACCUACAACUUUUCCUCUUUCCUGAUUUAUCUAUGCUAUUAUGUGCCAUUAGAAUCACUGUGUACACUUACUGUAACUUCUUUGCUCUAGUAGUAAAUGUAAGGUUAAAAAAAAAAAAAAAAAAAAAGGCCAUUUGCACCAACUACGAGACUUACCUUAUGUAUCAGUUCUCAAAGUGAUGUACUUUAUGGUUGUGAUAUGCUCUGACUAGAACUGCAUACACACAUAUAUGUGGAUCUUUCUAUAAACUUACUCUCCAGUGCUCUA
Molecule: messenger RNA, 1521 nt
Organism: Gallus gallus (chicken)
Lineage: Eukaryota; Metazoa; Chordata; Aves; Galliformes; Phasianidae
Gene: RBM11
Product: RNA binding motif protein 11
Exons: 5
Coding region: 38-808 (256 amino acids)
Biological process (GO): regulation of alternative mRNA splicing, via spliceosome
Cellular component (GO): nucleus
Molecular function (GO): single-stranded RNA binding
Source: RefSeq, a predicted model, not a curated record